This is a messenger RNA of Pieris macdunnoughi, 369 nucleotides long. The record is from the annotation of a GenBank genome assembly. Lineage: Eukaryota; Metazoa; Arthropoda; Insecta; Lepidoptera; Pieridae.
AUGGAUCGGCGAUCCCGCGAUCCGCGAUCCAAGAAAAGUAGAGUAGUAGAAAAUGCGUUUGGAGUACUAAACUCAGUUUGCAGAGUUUUACAUAAACCAAUCCUGUUGGAGCCAGAAAAAGCAACUAAAGUCAUGCUAGUGACAGUUUACUUAUAUAACUAUUUACGAAGUAAUCCUAAUUUAAGAUCAUCGGUAUCUUUUUAUACAAUACAGGGGAAUGGAGAAAUAGUUCCUGGAAGCUGGCGAUCGGAACAGGCACCAACAUCGCUACUACCGAUAGAUGCCAUACCACGAAGAGCAUCACAAAAUGCCAAAGAUAUUCGGUCCCACUUAGCAAGACACUUUAUAACAAACGGUGCCAUUGUUUGA